Messenger RNA from Dioscorea cayenensis subsp. rotundata (Guinea yam), 2119 nucleotides. RefSeq names its product nitrate regulatory gene2 protein-like. The transcript has 4 exons. The record is from RefSeq and is a predicted model, not a curated record. NCBI's taxonomy places the organism in Eukaryota, Viridiplantae, Streptophyta, Magnoliopsida, Dioscoreales, Dioscoreaceae. The coding region runs from base 113 to 2005 and encodes 630 amino acids.
GCGACCCGCUUCCUAUCCUCCCUCCUCACGCCAACGUUAUUAUUAUCUCCAACUCCUUCUCCGCACGAAACCCACCCGCCCGCCUACGCGCGCGCGCGCGCGCUCUCGAUCGAUGGGAUGCGCGCAAUCGCACAUCGAAGGCGAGGAGCCCGUGUCACGCUGCAAGGUUCGCCGUCACCUCAUGCGCGACGCCGUGGCCUCACGCCACGCCUUCGCCGCCGCCCACUCCGUCUACGCUAUCUCCUUGAAGAACACCGGCGCUGCCCUUAGUGACUUCGGCCAUGGUGAGUCUAUUAUCGUCCAUCCCCCUUUCUCCUCCUCCGCCUCCACCUCCUCCUCUUCUGUCGCCGUUGCCGUUCCUUUGCCGCCUCCUAUUGAAGCCCCUCCCCCUCCUCCACCUCCUCCUGCCGAAGUUGGCACUCCUACGUCCUCAAUUCAGCGCGCUACUAGCAUGCCCAACAUUUCUUCUCUCAAGUCCUCCCAAUCCCACCAUGAUUCCUUGCCUAUCCCUGAAGAUGACCCUGUCCCUGAUUACCCUGUUUCUCAGUCGGAGAUCAUGGAGGAGAAGCCAGCUGAGACACCUGAUAACAUCGUCGAAGAGCCUUUGAGAUCAUCCAAGCAAGGGAGGAAGGAGAAGAGGGUGAAGAUGGCCGGCGUGGUCUCAACUUCGACGCAGAAGAAUGUUAGUUUGUUGCACAUAUUGAAUGAAUUGGAUGAUCAUUUCCUCAAGGCUUCAGAGAGCGCUCAUGAGGUCUCCAAGAUGUUGGAGGUUACAAGGAUGCAUUACCACUCUAAUUUUGCUGAGUCACAAGGGCGUAUAGAUCAUUCUGCAAAACUUUUGAGAGUCAUUACAUGGAACAGGUCUCACACAUCUGAGGAUGAUGGUGCUGAUAAAGAUGAAUUUGAAACCCAUGCUACAGUGCUGGACAAAAUGUUAGCUUGGGAGAAGAAACUUUAUGAUGAAGUAAAGGCUAGUGAACUUAUGAAGAUUGAGUAUCAAAAUAAGAUUGCUUUACUGAAUAAGCAAAAGAAACGUAAUUCCAACCCUGAAACUAUUGAAAGAACUAAAGCUGCAGUGAGUCAUUUGCAUACAAGAUACAUAGUUGAUAUGCAGUCAAUGGACUCAACGAUUGCAGAAAUCAAUCGAUUGCGGGAUCAUCGGCUGUAUACAAAAUUAGUGGCCCUUGUUGAUGGAAUGUCGAAAAUGUGGGAGACAAUGCAUUCACAUCAUGUCAGUCAGUGCAAGAUCUCCGGUGAGCUUAGAGCUCUGGACACUUCUAAUGCUCCCCGGGAAACAAGUGAACAUCAAUACGAUCGAACAGUUCAGCUGUGGCAGGUGGUUGGAGAAUGGCACUCACAGUUACAGAAACUCAUUACUCAUCAAAAAGAGUACAUCUAUAACUUGAAUGAAUGGUUAAAGCUUAAUCUUAUUCCCAUCGAAAGCAACUUAAAGGAGAAAGUGUCAUCUCCGUCACAAAUACAGCGGCCGCCAAUCCAAGCACUCUUGCUCACGUGGCAUGAACAGUUAGAGAAGCUACCUGAUAGCCUUGCCAAAGGUGCCAUCUUCAAUUUCUCUGCGGUCAUUAAUGCGAUCAUUAUAAGUCAGCAAGAGGAGCUGAAAUUGAAGGAGAAAUGCGAAGAAUCAAAGAGAGAAUACACACGAAAAUUGCGAGCUUUUGAGGAGUGGUCCAGAAAAUACUCACAGAAGAUGACUACAUUAUCAUCAUCUGAGGUAUCAGAUCCCCCAAGUAAUGACGAAAUAAUUCAAACUGAUCCAAGUCAAGAAAGGAAACUUGCUGUUGAGACAGCAAAGAGUAAGCUCGACAGUGAUGUCGAAGCGUAUCAGAAGUUGUGCAAAAAGGUAAGAGAGAAAUCUCUUGCAACUCUCAAGAAUCACUUGCCUGAGCUUUUCCGAUCGUUGUCGGAAUUUGCUCUUGCAUGCUCUGAGAUGUACAAGAAGCUUAACAUCAGACGGCCAGAAGAACCGGAUGCUCCUAAUGCUUGAACAAUUGCAUGUAUACAUUUGUUUCAAUUUUUUUUUUUAUUAAUAUUUGUUGUAUAUUUUAUCUUACUUUUGUGUCAUAUGUUCUCCCAAUAAAUCAUAUAAUCUCACAAUAUA